This is a messenger RNA of Pteronotus mesoamericanus, 2281 nucleotides long. RefSeq names its product myotubularin related protein 11 (gene MTMR11). The transcript has 18 exons. The record is from RefSeq and is a predicted model, not a curated record. Gene Ontology annotation, cellular component: membrane; cytoplasm. Gene Ontology annotation, biological process: phosphatidylinositol dephosphorylation. Lineage: Eukaryota; Metazoa; Chordata; Mammalia; Chiroptera; Mormoopidae. Gene Ontology annotation, molecular function: phosphatidylinositol-3-phosphate phosphatase activity. The coding region runs from base 1 to 2079 and encodes 692 amino acids.
AUGUGGUGGGGGGGCCGGGGCCAGAGUUUCAACAUCGCCCCCCAGAAGGAGGAGCCAGAGAUGGGGUCUGUCCAGGGGAGUGGGAUGCCGGAGCCCGGGAGCCCUCAGCUCGGCAGUUGCCUGGCCUCUGGAUGCCUCCCAGGGGAGCAGAUCCUAGCAUGGGCCCCAGGGGUGCGGAAGGGGCUGGAACCGGAAUUGCCUGGAACCCUGAUCUGCACCAACUUGAGGGUCACCUUCCAGCCCUGUGGAUGGCAGCGGAGUCAGGAGACUCCCCUAAGCAGUGACUAUGAUUUUGCCCUGGUCAACAUUGGGCGAUUAGAGGCUGUGAGCAGCCUGUCCCGAGUUCAACUCCACCGCCCAGGGUCCCUGCUUAAAUUCAUCCCUGAGGAGAUCCUGAUUCAUGGCCAAGACUUCCGGCUGCUCAGAGUUGGUUUUGAGACUGGAGGACUAGAGCCUCAGGCUUUUCAGGUGACCAAGGCCAUUGUUCAAGCCAGAGCUCAGAGCAGCCAAGCCCAACAGUACGCAGGGAUAACCCGGAGCAGGGCUGGCCAGAGUUCUGGCUCCAGAAAACCACCUGUUCCCCUCCUCGAGACAUCAGAAGAGUGGGAGACUGAGAGGAAAAAGCAGGGAGCCAGCGGCUGGAGGGUCAGUCUCAUCAAUGAGAGAUUCGACGUAGCCACCAGCCUCUCCCGUUACUUCUGGGUGCCUAUCCGAACUCUGGACAGUGAGGUCAGGAGAGCCUUUGGCCACUUUCACCAGGGCCGUGGACCGCGCCUGUCCUGGCACCACCCUGGGGGCAGUGAUCUCCUCCGCUGUGGAGGCUUCUACAUGGCCAGUGACCCUAACAAAGAGGACAUCAGAGCAGUGGAGUCCAUGCUCCAGGCUGGGCAUUCUGAUGUUGUCCUGGUAGACACUAUGGAUGAGCUGCCUAGUCUUGCAGAUGUCCAACUUGCCCACCUGAGGCUGAGGGCCCUCUGCUUGCCUGAUUCACCAGUGGCCGAGGAUAAAUGGCUCUCAGCCCUGGAAGGAACACGAUGGUUGGACUAUGUCAGGUCUUGUCUUCGAAAGGCCAGUGACAUCUCAGUCUUAGUGACAUCUAGAGUUCGCUCUGUAGUACUUCAAGAGCGCGGUGAUCGUGAUUUCAAUGGCCUCCUCUCUUCACUCGUCCAGCUGCUUUCAGCCCCUGAAGCCCGAACACUGCUUGGCUUCCAAUCGCUAGUGCAGCGAGAGUGGGUGGCAGCUGGACAUCCCUUCCUGACCCGACUUGGGGGAACUGGGGUCAGUGAAAAGGCCCCAGUGUUUCUCCUCUUCCUUGACUGCGUCUGGCAGCUCCUCCAGCAGUUUCCUGCUGAGUUUGAAUUCUCGGAGUUUUUCCUUCUUGCUCUUCAUGACAGUGUCAGAGUUCCUGACACCCUUACAUUCUUGAGAGACACUCCCUGGGAGCGUGGAAAACAAAAUGGACAGUUCAACUCCUAUACACAAGUCUAUACCCCAGGAUACUCCCAACUCCCCACUGGGAACUCCGUUGACCCACAGCUGUCUGUCUGGGACUGGGAUUUACGCUACAGCAAUGAACAGAUUCUACAAUUCCAUAAUCCUGGCUAUGACCCAAAAUACUGCCCAGAUUCCUGGCUCCCUAGACAGCAGCCAAGCUUCAUGGUUCCUAGGCCCCCCAGUUCUGUAUGGCUCUUCUCUAGAGGGGCCUUGACUCCCCUGAACCAGCUCUGUCCUUGGCGGGACAGUCCCUCCCUGCUGGCAGUCCCUUCUCGUUGGCUCCCUCGACCUGCUAUUUCUUCGGAAAGUCUGGCUGAUCAGGAGUGGGGGCUCCCCUCACAUUGGGGAGCUUGCCCUUUACCCUCGGGGCUGCUGCUGCCUGGAUAUUUGGGACCCCAGAUCAGGCUCUGGAGACGCUGCUACCUAAGGGGAAGGCCUGAGGUCCAGAUGGGCCUCUCAGCUCCCACAAUAACUGGCCUCCAGGAUGAGCUAGCCCACCUUCAGGAGUUAUUACGGAAAUGGACACCAAGAAUAUCUCCUGAGGAUCACUCUGAGAAAAGGGAUCCAAAUUCCAAAUCCCGCUGAAAUUGCUGGCUUUGCCAUGGGCAAGGAAAUAGGUGGUCUGGGAGCAAUUCCAUCCCUUUUGGAUAUCCAGCUGUUAAUUGCAAGAUCAGUCCCAACAGGAUGGCCUUACAAACCUCAUUUUCACCUCCUCUUACUGCUUCUUUAAUUCCAAUUUCUACUUCUUCCCUUAUAGCUUCCUAUGGGUAUGGAGUAGAUAUGGGAG